AUGGAAGAAGCACCUGCGGGGCCACAGUGGGCUCUUUACAGUACCGUGGAGGAAGUGCUACGGAUUGAGGGAGUAGAUGCUACUGAACAAAUGACGCUAAACGACUUCAUCAGGAGAUACGUUGAUCCCAAUUUCGUGCUCGAAGGCCGCAAUGUGAUGAUGGGGGUGUUUGCGCGUAGGCCUGUGGAUUUCAUCAGUGACGAGCGGCUCCUUGGAAGAAUUCUUAAUUCACCAGAGUACCAGACAGAGUGUCAGCGCCGGGAGGACGCACGCAAUCUACAUGCGGACGCACGUAAUCUACAUGCGGACGCACGCAAUCUUAUAAGGCAAGGCGUGUAUUCUCUCGGUCAAUGGAAGGACUUUCAUCAGAAGGGCAUCGUUGCUGCUAUUACAAGGUCAAAACUCAACGCCGCCCUUGAGGUGGCGGAGGUACUCGAAAGGGCGUGGCGGGUGAAGGAAUUGCCAGACGGCCGUUGCCGGAGGGCUUCUACGACUCUGUGCUCAAGGCGAGGUGGAGCCACGUCUUGGGGUUUCCCGAGGGCGAAGGGGAGGA
This is a messenger RNA of Trypanosoma conorhini, 553 nucleotides long. Its product is annotated as retrotransposon hot spot (RHS) protein. Lineage: Eukaryota; Euglenozoa; Kinetoplastea; Trypanosomatida; Trypanosomatidae. The record is from RefSeq and is a predicted model, not a curated record. The transcript has a single exon. The annotation marks the transcript as partial.